AUGGCGCUUACUGUUACCACCGAGUCCCAGAAGCUCUCGUCUGCCGAUGACUCGGACGGGGUUUCUAUCAACAUGGUCAUUCGGCAGGAUCCCUUCUCCAUCACUCUCGACGCUGCCGCUCUCCUGGCCGUGUCGAUUCUUCUCGUCCUCGGCAUGCACUUUGUGGACCACUUUGCCUUCGAGGCCAUGAUCAUUCUGGUUCCCGUCAUGCUACUGAUUCACAACGAUUACCUCAACUUUUUGAAGCUGGGGCCGGGAGGUACUCCUUCCACGCCGCGUGGGUAUGCGAGACUCACUUUCUACCGCCUCUUCACACUCCGUGACCCCUUUACGCCUCCACCGCGUAAUCCGUCCCAGGUACCGUCUGCCGGCAUCUUGAGCCAGCGGCCGCUCCUGUACCGACCCGGACCACGCCCCAGUGUCGCAGGCUUGGCCCCCCAGCGUCAGUUGAACCAGCACGGCUCGUUAAAGGCAUACAACCGGCUCUGUGCCGCAAUAGAAUCCCUCUGUGCCCGGCUGCCCCAAAAGUUUGUGACCGCCACAUCGUGCCUUGAGAAGCACGGUUUUGCUCUCUUCUCGAGGCACCCCGUAAACGUUUGUGGCAAUGGCGAGAUAUGCCACCUGCAUACAUCUGACAAGUCUAUGCACAUGAACCUCCACCCCGACGACAUCAAGGAGGUGCUGGAGAAGGGCUGGGGUGAGCGACAUCCCCUGGCCUUUGGGAAGAGCUGGAUAAUGGCUCCCGUCCCAAACACGUUUUGCUUGAUCUAUGCCCCAAGAGAUGAAAGCGAUAUGCGGAUUGUGAACAAGAUCAUUGAGGCAGCCAUCUGGUAUACCACUGCAGAGCAAGUCGAGGUCCAGCUGGAGGCUUGA
Molecule: messenger RNA, 873 nt
Organism: Lasiosphaeria miniovina
Lineage: Eukaryota; Fungi; Ascomycota; Sordariomycetes; Sordariales; Lasiosphaeriaceae
Exons: 2
Coding region: 1-873 (290 amino acids)
Source: RefSeq, a predicted model, not a curated record